AUGAGCGACCCGAACCCCUACAUUAGCAAUGGGACGUGCUAUACUGCGCGAGGGGAAAGGUUGGACGGGAGCUUUAUCCCAUGCGGCAACGAUGCUUUUGGUCAUCAGACCUGUUGUGGAGCGGGCGACAAUUGUCUAGCUGACAACGCUUGCUUCGGGGUUCACGGUGAUGGUUAUGGAAGCUAUUUGACGUAUUGGGCUGGGUGCACCGAUCCAGAUUACGAGGCUGCGACUUGUCCUGACAAGGAACUCGAUCAGCCAUGGGUCGCCCUCACUCUUUGCGACAACAGCAACGGUGAAUGGGCCAUCUGUUCCCAGGAAGGAAAUCCUUCCACGCUCCAGGCGGGAUCGUUCUGCAGCUGCACCGAUGCGGCGUCCGCCACCGUGGCGUUCAGCGAUUCGAACACCCUCACGAGUGUUUGCUCGCUACCGCAGAGCACCGGACAGAGCAUACAAUUCUUCGUCGGCCAUUUCCCCAGCUCUUCCCUAACGUCUGGGUCGGCGGCAUCGUCGCAGAGCUCUGGCCUUACCACCACCAGCGCUGGCGAUAGCUCCUCUGUCGUAACUUCCACGGGAGGGGCUUCUACAGUGUCUGGCAGUAGCUCCGUCACGGUCAUCACGUCAAGCGGCACAACAUUUACAGUCACCACUGCGGCCUCGACAUCCUCUCCAACUGACACAGCAGGCGGAGCAAAUAGCGGUGCCAUUCAGUCAGGGCUCAGCUCUGGAGCCAAAGUGGGCAUCGGCGUUGGGGUGGGCGUCGGCGCACUGAUUCUUCUCGGCAUUUUAUUAGCUCUCUUUCUGCGGCGCCGUAAGCGUCGAAAGUCCCAACAGCCCUCGCAGACAAUGGUUGAGACCAACGACUACGACACUGGUACAAAACCCGCGAAGCCGCGUCCGUCAGACGAACCUCCCAUGUCUACAACGUCGACCGUGCAUCCGGUCUACGAUGCGAACGGACAGAUGGUAUCCGAGGCUGACGGGCGGCCUGCCUAUCCUUGGGCGCUGAGGAACGAGCUCGAGGGAAGCCAGCCGAUCAGGAAGCAAGAGCCCGCUCCCAUCGCCGAGCUACCGGGAAGUGAGAGUUUUACGGGUGAGCAGGGAGCGCCCAACACGCUAGCACAUGAAGCGAACCGCCAAAUCGGUCCUGGGUGGAAAGGGUCGUCGUUGAAGGUGCUGAAUAGUGGCGCAGGGAAAGAGUACCUGCAAACUUCUAGCUAG
Messenger RNA from Cladophialophora carrionii CBS 160.54, 1221 nucleotides. RefSeq lists its product as uncharacterized. The coding region runs from base 1 to 1221 and encodes 406 amino acids. Lineage: Eukaryota; Fungi; Ascomycota; Eurotiomycetes; Chaetothyriales; Herpotrichiellaceae. The record is from RefSeq and is a predicted model, not a curated record. The transcript has 2 exons.